This is a messenger RNA of Musca domestica (house fly), 534 nucleotides long. Its product is annotated as adult cuticle protein 1-like. The record is from RefSeq and is a predicted model, not a curated record. The coding region runs from base 118 to 405 and encodes 95 amino acids. The transcript is spliced from 3 exons. NCBI's taxonomy places the organism in Eukaryota, Metazoa, Arthropoda, Insecta, Diptera, Muscidae.
UUAUAAAAAUGCGAGGACAGUAAUGCAAGAAAUCAGAUUACUAUCUGCACUUGCCGAUAAAACUCAAUCAAACUAUUUCAGUUUUCUUACCGGAAUACCAAAACCAAAUUCAGCAACAUGAAAUUCUUCUUGGCUAUCAUUGCAUCCUUGGCUUUGGUCAUGGGAGUUCAAUCCUUCGUAUUGCCCUAUGGCGUUCCCCAAGUAUCAUCUCCCUACUUCCCCUAUGCUGCUCAUGGUCUCGGUGUAUAUGGCCCUAGUGUUGCAGUCCACGCUCCCGUUGUUGUUCCAGGUGUCCAGGGAACCUAUGUUGCCAAGACACGCGGCGCUGUUCACACUGCUCCAUUGGAGGGACACCUGAACUCUGUGGCCAAUGUUAAUGUGGCUCCUGCACCCGGAACUCUGUAAAAUAUUUGUGGAAUGUAAUGCAAAUAGGUGGUAUUUUAAGAUUAUCAACGAAACGAUUUUAUAAUUAUAGAAUUUAAAUUAAUAAAAAAUUUGCAAAUCAAAAUAAAAUUUGGCUGUUUUUAGCGUAAG